AUGAAACAAAUUUCGGAUAAAGUGAGUGAGAUAAAAAAUGUAUGCAAGCCGGUAAUGAUCGCGAGUGCCAAUAGAGAAGUGCAUAACGAGAAAGAAACAUAUGCGUCUAAGGUAAAAAAGGGUCCGCAAGUUAUCUUAAAGCCCAAAAGCAUACAAGAAAGUGCGAUAACAAGGGAAGAAAUAAAAAAGAAUAUUAACCCUUCAUCUCUAUCUAUCAAUGUAAGCAGUGUUUCCAAUCGCCGGGAUGGUGCAAUUGCUAUUGAGUGCGGGAAUGAUGAAUCGAGUGUAAAAAUGCAAAAUGCAAUCAAAGAGAAAAUGAGUGAAAAGUAUGAUAUUCAAAUACCAGAAAUGAGAAAUCCUAAAGUGCGAGUAUGCGGCAUGAGUGAAAUGAUGAGCAGUGAUGUUAUUAUUGAAUCAAUUCAAGCUCAAAAUAAAAUUGUAUUCAAAGUUAUAAAAUGCAUUAAAGUUUAUCAGUCUCCAAAAAAUAAAAAAAUGUUCAAUGCUAUUUUGGAAGUAGAUGGUGGAGCAUUUCAAGAGUUAUUGUGUGCUAAAAGAAUAAAUAUUCAAUGGGACAGAUGUGUUAUUUAUGAAGAAAUUAACGUCAAAAGGUGUUUUAAGUGCUGGGGUUUUAACCAUAACGCGAAAAAAUGUACCGGGGAGGAAACCUGUGUAAAAUGUGCCGGAAACCAUAGUAACAAAAACGAUUGUGAUAGCGAAAAUACGAAGUGCGUGAGUUGUAUCAGAGCAAAUAAUACCCUUCAUCUGAAUGUUGAUGUAAAUCACGAUACAAGAAGCUCUAAGUGUCCUGUUUUGCAAAGAAAAAUGCAAAGUGAGAUGCAAAAAAUUGCCUACUAG
Molecule: messenger RNA, 855 nt
Organism: Eupeodes corollae
Lineage: Eukaryota; Metazoa; Arthropoda; Insecta; Diptera; Syrphidae
Exons: 1
Coding region: 1-855 (284 amino acids)
Source: RefSeq, a predicted model, not a curated record